This is a messenger RNA of Vigna unguiculata (cowpea), 2151 nucleotides long. RefSeq lists its product as uncharacterized. Lineage: Eukaryota; Viridiplantae; Streptophyta; Magnoliopsida; Fabales; Fabaceae. The record is from RefSeq and is a predicted model, not a curated record.
CUCUUCCACACACACCAUCUCUCUCUCUCUCUCUCUCCAUCAAACAUAGCUACAGAAACCAACCAAUAACACAGUUUGUGAGAAGAAACACCAUUGUUCAAAAUCCAUGAUCAAACACAGAGAGAACUUCAAAAGCUUCUUGAAUUGAAAGUGAUUAAUUAUUGAAGCAGUGUUUGAAGAUGGAGAAGGACAACGAGGCAUAUCUGAAACUCUUCUGGGGGCGUUCGAGUAAUCAGAAAAUGAGUUUGUUGUCGAAGAAGGGGAAAUCCAGAACAAUGGUGUUUGUCAUGGUUUUCUUUGCAGCCACUUUCCUUGCUUUCACUGUCUGGAACAUUACUUCGACAUUUUCUCCAGGUGCUUCCAUUCUAAUGAAGAAGAAACCCUCCCCCGUGCCAAUACCGAAAGUCCAAGAACAAGAGUUCCCACUUAGGUGCACCCCACCACACGUGCCACAAGAGUGCCCUAGAGACUACCCUAGGUCGCAUAAGCCCACGGGCCCAGCCCGCACGUGCCCCUCGUACUUCAAAUGGAUCCACGAGGACCUGAAGGCAUGGAGAGAGAGAGGGAUCACGAGGGAAAUGGUGGAGGGGGCAAGGCGAACGGCACACAUGAGGGUAGUGAUCGUGGACGGGAGGGUGUACGUGGAGAAGUAUAAGAAGUCGAUCCAGACCAGAGAUGCGUUCACUUUGUGGGGCAUCAUGCAACUGCUGAGGGUGUAUCCCGGUAAAAUUCCUGAUCUGGAGCUCUUGUUUGAUUGUGAUGAUAGGCCCGUUAUACCGAAGGGAAGGUUUGAAGGCCCAAAUGCUGCUACUCCACCGUUGUUUCGCUAUUGCUCGGACCAGUGGAGCUUUGAUAUCGUCUUCCCUGAUUGGUCCUUUUGGGGAUGGGCUGAGAUAAACAUAAAGCCAUGGAAAUAUGUGCUAGAAGAUAUAAAAAAUGGGAACAAGAAAACCAAGUGGAAAGAAAGAGUGCCAUAUGCGUAUUGGAAGGGUAACCCUAAUGUGACUCCAACUAGGAAAAACCUUAUGACAUGCAAUCUCACAGACAAAGAUGACUGGAACACUCGCCUAUACAUACAGGACUGGGAUCAAGAAUCCCAACAAGGGUUCAAACAAUCCAACUUAGGGGACCAAUGCACACAUAGGUAUAAAAUUUAUGUAGAAGGUUGGGCUUGGUCUGUGAGUGAAAAGUAUAUUUUGGCAUGCGAUUCUACAAACUUGUAUGUUAGGUCUCGCUUCCAUGAUUUUUUUAUCCGAGGCAUGGUGCCAUUGGAGCACUAUUGGCCCAUUAGAGACAACACCAAGUGCUCUUCUCUUAAGUUUGCCGUCGAAUGGGGCAACAAUCACACCGACAAGGCACAGGCAAUGGGGGAGGCUGCAAGCAAAUUCAUUCAUGAGGACAUGGACAUGGAUCAUGUGUAUGAUUACAUGUUUCAUCUGCUAAAUGAAUAUGCAAAGCUCCUGAAGUUCAAACCAGUUAUACCUCCAAAAGCUGUGGAGUAUUGUCCUGAAACAAUGGCAUGUGCUUUAAAUGGUACAGAGAGAAGGUUCAUGGAAGAUUCAAUGGUGAAGUUUCCUAGUCAUUCAAAUCCAUGCACUAUUCCUCCUCCAUAUGAUGCUACAAGCCUACAACAAUUUCUAGACAGAAAAGCUAAUUCAACAAGACAGGUAGAAAUUUGGGAAGAUGAAUAUUGGGAGAGUAAAAAGAAGGUACAAUAGUAUACACAUUGUGCUCAUGACAAGAUUUUGUCAUGUUUUAUUUUACUUCUUCAUCUGACAAAUAUCAUUUUAUCCGAAUCUAAAUUCUCUACUGAAUUUUUAGUAUUAUUCCUCGGCUGAACUUUCAAAACACAUUGAUAUUAAGAUAUUAAUACAUAUUUUAAUGUAUUUUACAACAUUAAAAUCAAUAUCUAUGAAUAUAUUUUAAAAUGACAGCAGAGAGAAUGACCAAAAUCUCAGUAGAGAAUUCAAAUAUACUCACUUUCAAAUAUACACAGUUGAUAGUUGAUGUUGUCUCUUACCACAUUCAUAUUUGUUCUCAUUCUUCUUCUUUGAUUUUCUUCUGAAUAAAGCUUGAUGAUUAAUGUAAUUAUAAUUGCCUCCAAUUUGUAAGAGACUUGUUUGAUAUAAAGCACUAAAUGAAAUAAUUUAC